AUCUGAAGCUUCAGUGAGAAACUCUGCGCUGGGUCUUACAUUACUCGAGAGAAGAAAUUGAUCUGCUCUACACACAUGCACAAAAAAAGCCCAUUCAGAGGGGGAUCUCUGGUUCCUCUAAGGACCCCAAUGGCACCAAAACUGUGGAGUCCUUCAAUGCCUGGAAUGACUCAGAAGCAAGCACCUACACUCUGAUGGACCUGCCUCUUAGAGCCCCAACAAAGAUGACAGUGCAAGAUGUUCCUGGGGCCUUUCCUACAGUGGAUGUCCCAGACCAUGCCCAUUAUACAAUUGGAGUAGUCAUUCUUAUAGUGGGCAUCACAGGAGCUCUGGGUAAUUUCCUGAUCAUCUAUGCUUUCUGCAGGAGUAGGAGCCUUCGGACUCCAGCCAACAUAUUCAUCACCAAUCUAGCCAUUAGUGACUUCCUGAUGUCCAUUACACAGUCUCCAGUUUUUUUCACCAACAGCCUCCACAAACGCUGGAUUUUUGGUGAGAAAGGCUGUGAGCUGUAUGCCUUCUGCGGAGCUCUUUUUGGCAUUACAUCUAUGAUCACUUUGAUGGUGAUUGCCUUGGACAGAUAUUUUGUCAUCACAAAACCUCUGGCUGCUGUUGGAGUGACAUCUAAGAAGAAGGCUCUAAUAAUCCUGGUAGGAGUCUGGCUGUAUUCUUUGGCUUGGAGUCUCCCACCCUUCUUUGGAUGGAGUGCAUAUGUUCCAGAGGGUCUCCUGACUUCCUGUUCCUGGGACUACAUGACUUUCACACCAUCGGUCCGUGCCUACACAAUGCUGCUUUUCUGCUUUGUGUUUUUCAUUCCUUUGAUUGCUAUCAUAUACAGCUAUAUCUUUAUAUUUGAGGCUAUCAAGAAGGCCAACAGGUCUAUUCAGACAUUUGGAUGCAAACAUGGAAAUAAAGAGUUCCAGAAACAGUAUCAGAGGAUGAAAAAUGAGUGGAAGAUGGCCAAAAUUGCACUGAUUGUCAUCUUGCUUUAUGUCAUUUCGUGGUCACCAUACUCUGCUGUUGCUCUGGUAGCUUUUGCUGGGUAUGCCCACAUCCUAACACCCUUCAUGAACUCCAUACCAGCUGUGAUUGCCAAAGCUUCUGUCAUCCAUAACCCCAUCAUUUAUGCCAUCAUUCACCCCAAAUACAGAACAGCCAUUGCAGCAUAUGUUCCUUGCCUUGGACCCCUGCUGCGAGUUUCUCCUAAAGACUCACGGUCUUUCAGCAGUUAUCCCUCCUCCAGACGAGCAACUGUGACCAGCCAGUCUUCUGAGAUAAGUGGGCUGCAGAAAGGAAAAAGGAGACUCUCUUCUCUCUCUGACAUGGAAUCAGGCUGUAUUGACACAGAAAUGGAUACUCCCAAUAAGCUCUCCAGACUUGCUAGCAGACAGACCUGCUAUGAAACAGUUAAAGAGACAACUCAAAGUAGUGACCUAAGAGCCAAAUCUAAAUUCAAGAGUCAUGACUCUGGCAUUUGUGAGAAGAUAGGUGUAGAGGCUGAUGACAUACCCAUGGUGGAACUGAAUGUCACAAAGUACACUGCCAUACCUACUCAGCAAGCAUCUAAAAAAUGCAAUUUGGAAGAAAUCAAGAGUGGUGAAACUCUGAAUGGUAUUGGACAAAGAAAAGAAGAGUCUCAGCAUGGGCCAUCUACAGCCCAGAUACCCAGCAUUACAAUAACAUACAGCAAUGUCCAAGGAGCAGAUUUGCCCUCUCAAUACAACUCUGGUUUCCUGUACCCUAAGACCAACAGCCACAAGCAGCACAAGAACUUCAACAGCUGAGUGGUGCAAGCCAGAAUGUCACCUUAGACAAUACCUCUGGAACAACUAUGGACUAUCUGAAUACAGAAUAUUUUCCUACAUUGUUCUAAAAUGCUCCUAU
Molecule: messenger RNA, 1881 nt
Organism: Pogoniulus pusillus (Red-fronted tinkerbird)
Lineage: Eukaryota; Metazoa; Chordata; Aves; Piciformes; Lybiidae
Gene: OPN4
Product: opsin 4
Exons: 13
Coding region: 195-1781 (528 amino acids)
Biological process (GO): phototransduction; visual perception; G protein-coupled receptor signaling pathway
Cellular component (GO): plasma membrane
Molecular function (GO): G protein-coupled photoreceptor activity
Source: RefSeq, a predicted model, not a curated record